This is a messenger RNA of Xenopus laevis (African clawed frog), 2134 nucleotides long. It is a transcript of the gene unc119b.L, whose product is annotated as unc-119 lipid binding chaperone B L homeolog. The record is from RefSeq and is marked provisional. NCBI's taxonomy places the organism in Eukaryota, Metazoa, Chordata, Amphibia, Anura, Pipidae.
CACGAUUUACUUUUCAUCUAUUAGCUGACCCAUUUCCCAGCCUCUUCCGUUUGCUGGUUCUGUUGCCUGGUAACUGCUCCCUCCCCCAGCUCAACUGUCCUUAGUUACGGCGCAAGCGGAGGUGGCAACCGCCAUUUUGUAAGAGAAAUGAGCGGGUCUAAGCGGGAGGCGGCUCUAACUGGGCAGCCCAAAGACGAGCGAAAGAAAUCGGGAGGGGGAGUGAUAAACCGACUGAAGGCUCGGCGUGUGCAGGGAAAGGAAUCCGGGACCUCAGACCAAAGCUCCGUCACUCCGUUUAGAGAAGAGGAGCUUCUGGGGUUGAACCAACUGAGACCGGAACAUGUUCUGGGCCUGAGUCGGGUUACUGAGAAUUACUUGUGUAAACCUGAAGAUAAUAUCUAUGGUAUUGACUUUACUCGCUUCAAAAUCCGAGAUUUGGAGACUGGCACAGUGCUUUUUGAGAUCUCUAAGCCUUGCUCAGAACAGGAAGAGGAGGAGGAGGAAAGCACCCAUCUAGAUGCAAGUGCUGGGCGGUUUGUGCGUUAUCAAUUUACUCCUGCAUUCCUCAGGCUUCGAAAAGUUGGAGCAACUGUGGAGUUUACUGUGGGGGACAAACCUGUGAAGAGUUUUCGGAUGAUUGAGAGGCAUUAUUUCCGUGAUCAUAUACUUAAGAGUUUUGAUUUCGACUUUGGCUUCUGCAUCCCCAACAGCAGGAACACCUGUGAGCACAUGUAUGAAUUUCCACAGCUGUCUGAGGAGCUAAUUCGACAAAUGACUGAGAAUCCAUACGAGACCCGCUCUGACAGCUUCUACUUUGUUGAUAACAAGCUCAUCAUGCAUAACAAAGCAGACUAUGCCUAUAAUGGAGGGCAUUGAGGAUUCGAUUUCUUUAGACUGUAUAUGGCAAAACAGAACAUUUCCUCUUGGAAGCAGAGAUGAAAGAUUGAAAAUGAUGGAUGCCGUUUUGGGCUUCUGCAUAAUAUCAGAUCAGUGCCACAGACAAUAGAAGUGCUGUCUUCGCAUAUUAAUUUUAAUAAGUGCUUUAGAUAGAACAGGAAGAUUUUGUAUUUACAGAUUUUUUUUUUUUUUUUUAAUUUUUUUUCUUUUGUGAAACAGGUAAUUUUUGUUAGAUUUUGUUUUAAUUUCCUUUGCUUUGCUCUUGUCUACAAUAGCAUUAAACCCCAACUGGUGCCUUUCUGGUAUCAAGAAGGAUUUGUCCUCUACCUGGUAACUGUUGUGGUCUUCAGCUGCCUUCUAAAUGUGCCUACUUUUCCUUUAAUCCGCCUUCUAUCUUCAGGGUUAAACAUUGUACAUAAUGUGUUUUGAUGGCAUUGGGGCCCUCUGGUAGAACUUUGGAGAGGAAAGCAUGGAAAAUACUCUGUCUGUGGCAGACUUAGCAGCUGUAGAAUGAAGUUGGAUAGACAAUUAAAGGACAAGUAAGCCUUUUAUUUUAAAAUCUCAAAGACUCUUAACAGUCCCCAGAAUAACAUACUCUCUUGCAUUCAGUUUCAUGCAAUUUCUAGGGGUGGAGCUUCAUGCUAGACCAGGAGCAAGCUGAAAUGAGCUGCUUGUGAUUUAAAAAUUGCAUGGGACUGAAUGCACUAGAAAUGUAUUUUAUUCUGGACACUAGUCAUUUUAGAGAGAGAGAAAAAAAUAAGGUUUACUUGUUCUUUAAGGAUGUUCAGUCACCUCUCUCCUUAACAGCACCACAGCUGUGUGUCAUUGUCCUUAAUUUAUAUAGGAAGGGAUGUGAAAAACGGAACUGUUUUAAGUCAGUGAAGGAUAUUUCUAAUAGACAGUUUGAAUAGAUUAGGUUAUAAUAGACUUUAGGGAUAGCACGCCUUUAUUCUGCUUUAUUCUUUGGAUCUUCUCGUCUGGUAAGCAAUAAUUCCUUUAUUGAAAUAAAUAAAUAAAUAACUGUCCAAUUUGGGUGAAGAGGAUACAUGCAAGAUAACCAGUGAUUAGAUUACAUGUACAGUGUUUUGGGCAGGCUUGUCUUCCUUUAUAUGUAUGAAUGGAAUUUACGUGUGGUAUGAGAGACAAUGAUGUUUUUAUUUUUCCAUGCAAUACAUGUGCAAUACCGCUUCCGUAUACAAAAGUGUAUGGUAGAUAAAGAGAGAUUAAAACUGGGAAA